UCAGCCUCUCUGGAAGGCGUUGACGUAAUAAUUUGUGUCGUUCCACUCCCAACUCCGAAUGCAUUGGUCUGAGCGUAACGACCGUCUUUAAAAGCUUGAAUUCUUCCCAGAAUUUCAUCGAUUCUGAAAUUCAGCUCCGUCGUUUCAUCGAUUUCUUUUUCAAUGUUAACUUCAGGACAUAAUUCCAGUAUCUUUUCGUUUAGUCCGUUCACAUACGUUUGCUUUUCUCGAAGAGACUUUUGUAUCGUUUCUAAACGAAUCACCUUCUCGACUUGUUCUCCAUUUUCAUUAAUUAUUUCUUCAAGAAGAGCCGUGGCUUGUUGUUCAAGCUUCGUAAUGGAGGUUCUAUUUCCUCUUCGUAUUGCUAACAAUUUCUUUAAUUGUCCACUGUUACCUUCUGUAUCAGUGGCCAUGAUUUCGUCGUAUUCCGUGCCCCACGUUGGGCGCCAUUAUAUUUUGAACAUAGCUUCGGUAGAGCGUAGACGUGAAUGAAACUCCAUAUCGUUGAUUUUAUCUUUAAAUAUAUACAAAACGUGACUAUAAACAACUAUAACGUAAACGUAACUUGUUAGCCCAUCAUAAAUUUGUAGCGUGACUUUAUCGUAACUUCACUACUUCAAACAACUUAACCUUACAAUAUAGGGCGUGAAUAUAUAUAACGUAAGAAGACUGGGACGAGUUGGAAUCCCCCAUGAUGGCGUGGGUUGCGAAAUAUAUAUUGACUUUACAACAAUUAGAGCUAUAUGGAGGUGAACAGCCCCAAGUUCCUGACGUGCCCACUUUUGCCGAAAUAAGCAAAGAACAACAAAGAAUUCAAGUGGCAUAGACAAGAAUAUUGAGCAUGUUGUUGCUAGUAAGUCACAAUAUAUCAAUUCAAUUUACGGUUUCCAAGCUCAACUUCAUUUAAUGUACUUAUUGUUUGAGCUAUUAUUGUAGAUUUCACGACAAUAUAAAGUUUUGUAAAACUUGUAAAACAUUUGACCGAAAAAUCCUUCGCAAAACUCCGGCCUCAUUUGCUGAUCACAGUCAAAUCCCGAGAAAACUUUCAUGCCGUCACUAUCAAACUAUUAUAUAAUGAAUUUAGUAUGAAUUUCCUCAUAAAGAUAGCAUUAUACUACAUAUUUGAAUUCGAAACCUUAAACUUAAAACACGAACCAUUUUAUAGCUGAAUCUGAUACAUCAACUGCCGAUGCAGAAGAGGAAGCAUUUACAGUAAACGUUUACUACAAUUGCUUACAUCAUUGAUUUGAUCAAGCUUAAAUAAAAUAACAGCUUGUCGAAGUAAAGAAUGCAUCCUCUUUACUGGUCCUUGCAAUUUUCUUGUGAGGAAAAUCACGAUCUACUUGUAGCAGUGUCGUUUAAGUCGUUUGUACUCUUUCUUUGUUAUAGGCAUCUAUGUCCCCAGAUGGCAAAGCCAAAUUCCUGCAACUGACUCCAAAAUUAGUCUUGAACAUUUUUUCAACUGGAAAACACUGUCAAUAUGAAUCUGAGUGAAAGGAAUCAGCAACUGUUCUUCCGAAAUUUUUUUUUAGAUUUUUCGUUUUUCAGUUUUAACCUAGUUUUUCUUUUUCAAGCUUAUAUUUUAUAUUUUUAGACAUGUUUCCUCUCUCAUUGUUAAGAAAAUUAGCAUCAUUUGAGAAGUUCCCUUCAUGAUAGGCAAACAUAUUUUGAUGUCAAAUUUCAUUAAAGACAACUUCCCUAAAUUAGAAUUACAGACUUUGAAUCUAGAAUGUCUAUUUUCAUUUCAGGGCUACUCGUACGCUCAAAAAAGGCAGACGGAGCUAUCAUUAUCAACACCAAGGAGAAGCUUUUUUGCUGCCGGAGCAGUCGGCAUAUUCCCAUGUGGUAUCUCUUCCUUGACAGAAGUUGAAACGCAGCAGGAAGAGACAACCAUAAAGAAAAAGAUAGCUAACAGGAAAAACAGCAAUUACUGCAUAUGGAAAACGUGCCCAGGGAAUGGAGGUACCAUAUCAAGUGCAUCAAAAUGAAAUGAGUGCCACCACAGUCUGAAGAUUGAUAUUGCUUCGACUGUUUGGCAGUAGUACAACAAAAACGACCAACACUGGCAAAACGACACAAAGCAAAGAAGAAAUUAAUAUUAAAACUGAAAAAAUAUGUGAAAUUUUUAAGUAUUUGCAGAAAUAAUGGUUUGAAAUUGGGAGGGAAACCUAUCAACUAGGCGGUGGGUUUAUUAGUUUACUGAAAAAACACUUCCAUGGCAUUGUACUAGACAAAUGGUAUGGGACAAGAGUCACUCAGUCAUAGGGCCAGACUCAUGAAUUUCUGGUAAAUCUACAAAAUAUUAUUUCAUAUGCAUAUUAAAGUAAAUUUCUUUAAUAGUGUUUUUCAGUACAAAAUUCAAUUGCUCCAUACUCAGUACACUACUGUAAAGGAAGAAUAGUAUAUUUUGAGAAUUUUGUGGCAGGCUCCAGCCCCCGCUACCAUACUUUUGGAUAAUGCUCUUAUAUUUAUGUAAUUAUUCAUAUUUCACUAAAUUAUGUUGCUACCAGAGUAGAUAUAUUCAUCAUGAUAAAAUUGUUUACUGUUAUACGAGAAUUGUGCAUAUUAAAUGCUGAAUAUUCUUGUGCCAGCAGUCUCGACCAUUUAAUCAUCUAAAUCAAAUUCUACCCGACAAAUAUAUAGUUUCAGCGAGUCUAAUAAACUAGAUAUCAGGAGAGUAAUGUCCUGCCUAAUAUAAUAAUAUCUAGCAUACAUACAUAACAUGUCUAACAAAUUGUCUCUAGCCAAAGAGAAAAACAAUAAUUAUAGUUUUAAAAUUCACAGUUUCACAAUAUAUUUAAAAUCUCUAAAAAAGCAUAUCAGAAAGGGUUUUGGUACCACUGGUACCUUUGGUACGACAUUUUAUGAACAGUAAUGUGUAAUUAACAACUGGAAAAGUAAUACAUUUGAAAUUACUAAAGAUAGUUAUGAGAAUUGGUUUCGGUACCACCAGAACCUUUGGUACCACAUUUUAUGAACAGUGAAGUAUAAUUAACAACUGGAAAGGUAAUCUACUUGAAAUCUCUCUAGAAAGGCUGUAAGAAUGGGUUUUGGUACCACUGGUACCUUUGGAACCACAUUUUAUGAACAGUGAUGUAUAUAUAAUUCACAACUGGAAAAAUAAUCCACUUGAAACCUCUCUAGAAUGCCUAUGAGCAUAGGUUUUGGUACCGCCGGUACCUUUGCUACCACUUUUAAUAAACAUUAAUGUAUAAAUCACAACUGGAGAAGUAAUUUACUUGAAAUCUCUUGAGAAGCAAUUGAGAAUGGGUUUCGGUACCACCGAUACCUUUGGUACCACGUUUUAUGAACAGUGAUGUAAAAUUAAUAACUGGAAGAGUAAUAUACUUGAAUUCUCUAAAGAAUCUUAUAAUAAUGGCUAUCGGUACCUCUGGUACCACAUUUUUUGAAUAGUGAAGUGUAAUUAACAACAGGAAAAGUAAUUUACUUGAAAUCUCUAAAGAAGCCUACGAAAAUGGCUUUCGGUACCACCGGUACCUUUCUACCACAUUUUAUGAACAGUUUUUUUUUAUAAUUUAAAAUUCUAAACUACAACAAAGCUACUCAAAUACAUGUCACUCAAAUACAUGUCACGCAAGGUCUUCUAGUCUCCAUUAUGAGUGACAUUUACAAUUUUCAAUUACAUCUAAAUAUAAACACAUUAAAGGGAUAGAGGUAAAAGAAACUAAAUCAGGAAUAGUAAGGUACCUCUAGAAAUAUUUACAUACAUUUUUUACAUAAUUUACAUGUUUCAGACGUAGAUCAGCAAAAACAAAAAAGAUUAAGAGAAGGAGUUGCUGCUGUUGUGUUUUCAAUUAAAAGAAUCUCUUAGUGUUUUUAAUGAAGUGAAGUGUGGCCUCCAUAAGAAGUCUAUUGGCAAGUACAUUUAAUUCGUAACUUCCAUAAAGUAUUAGUUCACAAAUUUUCGUUGCAAGGAGGUUUGAAAUUUUGAGUCCAGGGACUUCAGAAAGCUGACCAAAGAGCUCGUUCCGCAUUGCUUGGAACAAAUGGUAGUGCAGGGAUAAGUGCUCGUUGUUUUCAUCACCUGCGCCACAAACACACAAAGGUCUCAGGCAAUCAAAGUUGUGUCUAAAACGGUGUGCGUUUAAAAGGCUGAAUCGCAUUCGAAGUUGGGUUAAGUAUCUUGUUACCGUUACUGUAGAAUUUACAAAGACUGGUUUUUUUGUGGGUCUUAUUAACAUAGAGCAAAAAUGUUUGCAGCCGCUGUGCAAAGAGCUUUUGCGCCUGCAAGCUGCGGCCAAAUGGCGACGCGCAAAAUUUUUCCCGCCAACCGACCAUGUGACACUUUGAUUCCGAUCCAGGCCUCCUGGGAGGUGCAAUGUUAUAGGGUUUUGUGUCACCACAACCAAAAAAGACCUGAGUAUGGCGGAGUGAACUUAAAGCCUGAUCGGCUCAUUUUAUAUACAAAAUUUUACCAUGUGAGUAUGCCUCAAAUAUUGUCAGUUCCACGGAGAAAAAGUUCAAAAUUCAAAUUUAUUUUAUCUCAAAAACGGCACCAUGCCGCACGCUGAUUUUUUUAUUGAUUCAUCUUCAUGCCCCGAAAAAUAAGAUUAUAUUGGUUGGCAUAUUUGGAAAAUUGGGUCACGUUCAUAAUUUCACCGCAAAGAUACCUAACUUUAGGAUUGUCAAUUUAUGGGUGCGAUUGAAUGAUGAUUUAAAACCGCCAUACUUUUUGGGAUAUGCGGUAUAUUCAUGGAAGUUUUUCAUUAAAAUAGAUUGGUCACGAAUGUAAGUAGCUGUUUUUAACGCGAUUUUGAAAUCGCUUCGGUAUUUUUCUAUAAGAGUAGGAAACCAAACAAAAGCGAAAUUUUGAAAGGUCAACAUGGGAAGUUUUGUUCGAUAUUUGAAUUAACGAUCGUGAAAAAUUUCCACCAUGCCGCAUCCUGAAUUUUUGUAUACUUGUAGUCAAAAGUUCAAUUUUUUUGUAUAUUGUCUCCUUCAGAGGCGGAAAAUUGGGUAACGCUUGAAAAUUUACUUUUUAAAUUGUUCAUAUUUCCCUUCUUGCCUAAUAGUAGGCCUAGGCAUAGGAUACUUUAGUUUGGCAGUAAAGCAUAGGCCACGAAGAGAUUAAUAAGGUUUUAAAGCCAUAAUUUAAUGAUAUAAAUGUAUCUUAAGUAGAUAAUUUAUCUAUUUGACUCCAUAAAAAAAAGCAGAGGUAAGGUUAAAAUUCAAAGUUUGUUUUCUCAUAUAUUUUUAUAUCAAUCGCAUCCGGGACAGAACGACACAAUUUUCGCGGGCAGGUAAAUCACGUCAGCAUGCGCGCGCAUAAAAAACAUUUUUGCACUAUGUUGGUCUUAUUACAGACAAUAAUUUACGUUUAAAUUCUGAAAUUGAUUUUGAAUUUCUUAUUUCGCUGUUGAGAAGGUUAAAUUCAUAAAUUGUGUUUAUAAAAUAGCUAUUAGAAAAACGAUUUGUCCUACAAAAACUUGGGUCAUAAUUUCGUGGGUUUCGAAUCAUGUAAGGUAUCUGUCGCUCAGGAGGAAUUUCGUUAAACAGAUAUUCUGGUGUUUUUGAUUGUAUUAACUGGAAAAAAUGGCAUAGUCUUCGAUUCCAUCUUCUGUCAUACAUAGACUCCAAUCCAAGUUCCUCAUAUAUUUUUUGCCUGCUGGUCCCUUUCCAGGAACCUGUGACAGCCAGACCCGCCGUAUACUGAGCUUGCUCAAUGCUUUUUGUGACAGUGGCUCUCAUAUCUGGGUCAAACUUGUGGUAUAUCAUGUCUCCAUAGUCUAGGUGAGGCCUAACGUAAAGCUUGUAAACUUGAUCUAGAACAUCUCUAGAAAUAUAUUUUGAGAGGUAUUUUAUGAGGCCAAUGCCCCUCCUAGCUUUUAUUACAGCUUCUUUAACUUGUGACUGAAAGUUUAGUUUAGAAUCUAAAAUUACUCCGGGAUGUUUGUGUUCAUUCUUUCUAGUAAUGACUUGAUUUCCUAGCUCAAUUGAGGGAUGAAGUGGUUGCUGUUUUGAGGCAGAAAAUAUAACUAUUUCUGUUUUAUCAGCAUUAAAUUCCAUUUUCCAUUGCCAAGCCCAUUUCUUGAUUUUGUCUAAGUCCUCGCUAAUCUUUAAAGCAGUCUAAGUUGCAUAAUUUACUAUAGAAAAGAGUGAUGUGUCAUCUGCAAAGAGCCUAACAUCACAGUUAAUAUUGUCUACUAUAUCAUUGAUAUAGAUUAAAAAAAGUAAAGGACCAAGUACAGAGCCUUGGGGUACUCCCGAUGAUACCAUUUGCCACUCAGAAGCCUGGCCGUUUAAGAUAACUCUUUGUUUGCGGUGAUGAAGAAAGUCUUCAAGAAGCAUGAGCAAGCUACCAGAAAUUUAAUUACAUUGUAAUUUGUAUAUUAACCCCUUGUGCCAGACUCUGUCAAACGCUUUUGACAGAUCCAGGAAAAUUGCCCGAGUCUCCUUACUAGGUACUUCCUCAAAUCCACUGUAGAUUUUAUGACUGAUCAACAGUAACUGGUUUAUAGUUGAAUCGCCUGAGCGAAAGCCAGACUGGUACUCAACUAUGAGCCUAUUGUCGCAUAAGUGACUGUAGAUGGUAUCGAAGAUAAGCUUUUCUAGAAGUUUUCCGAAAAUCGGUAAAAGAGAUAUUGGUCUGUAAUUCUUGUUCAACUGUCUGCUUUCCGUUUUAUGAAUAGGUACUACAUUUGAUUUCUUCCCAGCAGAAGGGUAUACUUCAGUUUCUAAACAUUUUCGAUAUAUCAUGCAAAGAGGCUCGAUAAUAGCCUAAUCGCAUAAUUUUAUCAUAGUUAUUGAGAUGCCGUCAUCACCAUGGGAUUUUUGUGGUUCCAAGGACCGUAAUAAUCGUAGCAAUUUGUCAGGAUCAAUGAACAGGCUCUCCAGUGUUACAUUACAUUUAGGUGCAAAAGGGGGAAGAGAACUGCUUCUUUCCACAGUACAACAUUGCGGUAAAAAAUAAUUAUUUAAAAUUGUAGCUUUUGUCUUAAUGUUUGUUACAAAGAGUCCAUUUUCUAUUAAAGGGGGGAUAGCUGCAAAAGCUUUUUUAUUAAGCUUCUGGCCUAAUUUUGAAUAAUAUUGUUCUUUUGCAGCCGUAAUCAUUUUAGAAGAUUCAUUGCGAACAACUUUUACUUCAUUCCAAUCUUCAGGUUUCCUCCCACGCUUCAAAUACUUAAUAUAUACCCUGUGUUUUCUCUUAAUCACUGUUCUAAUUUGAGAAUUAAACCAAGGAGGAUCUUUGUCAUUACAUUUAAUGGUUUUAUUAGGUAUACAUCGGGACAGUAUAGAAUGUAAUUAGCUAGUAAAGAGAACUGUCAUUUUAUUUGUACUGAGGCCGCGAAAUUCGUGUUCCCAGUCAAUACUUGCUAAUAUUGUUUCAAUCUUUAGAGGACAAGCUUUGGAGUACUCUCAAAUAGUGCGCUUGUAAGAAGGAGGGUAAGGAACUGAGAUGUUCAUUUUGCUAUAAAUAAUCUGAUGCUGACAAUGUUAAUCAAGGGAAGGAUAAAUACCCGAAUCAACAAAACAAUUUGGCUGGUUAGUGAUAACAAGAUCAAUGCAAGACAUUCCUCCUUCUCUAAUGUUAGUUGGAGUAUCUAUUAGUUGAUAGAGAUUAUUUAUUUCAAUAAGUUCGUCAAGCGCUGCUCCCUCAGGAUUUUCGACAUCAUCAGGCCACCACUGCACAGAUCUACAAUUAAAAUCACCUGUCAAGAUAAUUGAGUUAUGUAUUUCAUUUUGUACUUGAUCGACAAACACCUGCAAUCCGGCUAUGAAAUUUUCAAAAUCUAUGCUGUUUUGAUUUGGACUUCAAUACAAUGUAACAAGAAAUAUCUUUUUACGAGCAAUAUUCAUUUCAGAAACGAUAAUUUUUUGAAGGGUUUCAAGAUCACUCCUUCUCUUAAUGGUAAUUCCCUCACGAAAAUAUAAGCAUACGCCUC
Rhopilema esculentum is the source of this 7904-nucleotide messenger RNA. The record is from RefSeq and is a predicted model, not a curated record. Lineage: Eukaryota; Metazoa; Cnidaria; Scyphozoa; Rhizostomeae; Rhizostomatidae.